Salvia hispanica is the source of this 1535-nucleotide messenger RNA. Its product is annotated as heavy metal-associated isoprenylated plant protein 28-like. NCBI's taxonomy places the organism in Eukaryota, Viridiplantae, Streptophyta, Magnoliopsida, Lamiales, Lamiaceae. The record is from RefSeq and is a predicted model, not a curated record. Gene Ontology annotation, molecular function: metal ion binding.
CUGCUCAACAAACAAGGAACUUCAUCAAUAUGACGACAAUCGAAAUGCGUGUGUACAUGUGUUGCGCCGGAUGUGAGAACAAGAUCAAGAAAGCCCUCCAUAAGGUCAAAGGAGUUGAGGAAGUAGACAUAGACAUGAGCCUACAAAAGGUGACGGCAAGCGGAUGGGCUGAUCAAAAGAAAGUCCUAAAAAGCGUUAGGAAGACCGGAAGAAGGGCCGAGCUGUGGCAAUUUCCAUACAAUCCGGAGAUGCGUAACCACAAUUUCACGGGUCACCACGACCACAAUGGAAGCAACUACGGUGACCCUUCGAGCUUCUACGCGUCUCAAACAUCAGGCUCUUCCUACAACUACUACAAGCACGGCUACAACAAUCACGAUCAUACUCGGAUGCACCGGCCAAAUUCCAAGAAACAACCUCCUGGGAGCUGCUAUCCGCCGUUUGUACUCCGAAAAAAAAAGUUUCCAAACAAGACGCGUGAGCAAAAUGCGUGUAUACUAAUACACGCGUGAGCAAAAUGCGUGUAUACUUAUACACGCAUUAGGCAAACGCGUCUCUGUCUUGGAUUCAAAAUUCAGCCCAGAACGCUGAAACCUUCAUUUCCAGAAGGCGAAAACGCUCGCCCCCUUCACUCCCAGCGCAAGAAUCGAAACUUAAUCCAACAUUUAGCUGUUCUCAUUCCAAUUUGAAGUGUUUUCAGGUAAGUUUCUACCCUUAGUUUCGAUUAUUGUUGGUAUAUUUUAGUUGGGUAUAAGAUUUAGGGUUCAUGGUUUGAAAUUUUUUGUUGAAUUUGGUGUUGAAUUAGUCAAUCUCGUUGAUUUUUUGUUGAAUUUGGUUGAAUUUGGUGUAGAAUUAUGGUAUUUGGUUGAUGUUUUGUUGAAUUUGGUUGUAUUUGGUGUAGAAUUAUUCAAUUUGCUUGAUUUUUUUGUUGAAUUAUCGAAUAUGGUUGAAUUUGGUGUUGAAUUUGGAAGAAUUUGGUUUUGAAUUAUUUAAUGUGGUUGAUUUUUUGUUGAAUUAUUUAAUGUGGUUGAGAAUGAGCCCGAAAUGCAAAAUCCACCAGCACCAGAUGCCUCUAGUUGGUUUCCGACCUGGUCAGACGCCCCUCAGUCAAGUUGGGUGACUCCACCGGAUAGAGUUGGGUUACCAUGGCAGCCUACUACACAGCAGCCUACUACACAGGAUUCAUUCUUUCCAGGUGUUCAUAUCAUGCACUCUCCAACCACUGAGGAAAUAUAUGAUGAUGCUCUGCAGAGUAGUGCACAAAUGGAUCGUCCUAGGAGUAGUGCUUACAUGGAGCGCCCCACGAGCAGUGAACAUAUAGACCCUCCUAGGAGUAGUGUACAACUGGAUCGCCCUAGCAGUAGUGCGGCCACGUCACGUCCCGACAAGGAACGCUCCAGAUCGAGUUUCACUCGGACAUUUAUGGACAUGUUACCACUUAGAAGGUCUAGACGUGACAAUAGAGGAAAGGGUCCGACUAAAUAUACACCAUCAUCCUUUAAGUAGACUGUUGUAGAUCGCUAUUGGAUUGGUUU